AUGUUCGCGCAUACCCUCCCCCACAUCUCCUCUGACAUUCCGGGCUCUAUGCACUCUAUCCCUCCCUUAGGAAAGACGCUCGUCAGGAAGGCCGCCACUGGCUUCACCUGCGCGUACGACAAUACCGAGCACAUGAACUCCAGUACGAUCGGCCUGUUUUCGAUGCACUCGUCCUCUCGCACCUCCACCGGAUCGGUGCCGCGCCAGCGGGAUGAGCGUGCGCAAGGUCACUCGCGGGGUAUACGGGGCAAGCGCAUCGAGCGUGCUCCACGGCGCAUCCGGCAAUAUCUCCAGCUCCUCCAGCUCCGGCCACGCCUUGCACAUCAGCUCGACCGCGCCGUCGAUGUCCGCGUCGCCGCUCUGCCACCCGAUGGCGGCGCUGGUGAUGUGCGGGAACGUGAGGAGGUCGGCGAGGAGCUCGUGGCUGGGGAGCGCGCCAGCCAGGCCGGUGACGACGUUGACCUGCGUGAGGCUGUCGCGCGCGAUGCAGGCGCGCAUGGCGGCGAAGAGCCCCCGCGCGGCGUCCAUGUCGUCCUCGGGUUUGCGGCACCACUCCUCGGCGGCGAAAUGGGUCAGCUCGAGCGGCCCAGAGGAGAGCGCACGCAGCGCUAG
Messenger RNA from Schizophyllum commune H4-8, 612 nucleotides. RefSeq lists its product as uncharacterized. The record is from RefSeq and is a predicted model, not a curated record. The transcript is spliced from 2 exons. The coding region runs from base 1 to 612 and encodes 203 amino acids. Lineage: Eukaryota; Fungi; Basidiomycota; Agaricomycetes; Agaricales; Schizophyllaceae.